UAAAUUUGUGGGUUUUACUUGUAAGAAAUCUAAAUUUGUUUUACAUUAAUUAAUAACUAUUAUUUAUUGUUAUGUAGGAACCACCAAAAAAUACGUAAUAACAGAGAUGGUCAUCCACGCAUAGGGAUUGUUGGUAUGUUGCACAAAAUUUAAUUUAAAUAUGUGGAAAUAUAUGACCCGUCGUAUCCGAGAUACAUUUGAAAGAGGUGCUAAUCAUUUUGAUAAACGCGGUACCACGGGUGUUGUCAAUGCUGGAAAUAUAAAUGAAGAGAACAAAAAGACAGCAUCACCGUGCUCCUGGAUUAAGGCAAAAAGAUGUUUUGGACCUAGUCAAAGAAAUAACACUAACAACAAUAAUGGUUGGAACUUUGUUAAUCUUACUUCCAGUUGGAUGGAUGCCAUAACAUGGAGUGGUGCGUUGGUAAUUAGUUGGUACACAAGUCAAUUGAUUCAAUGGAAAUACAAAUAUUAUAUAAGGAGACACAAUGAAAGUGGUUCUUCUACUUUAUUGUCUACUUUGCAUCCAUACAUCAGUUCUGUAAACAAAAAUCCUGCAUACUUAAAAUCUGACUCUAAAAUAGAGAAACUGGUGGGUCACUUCACACCGAUAGUGCAUUUGAUUACAAAUGAGCAAGAUGUGCGGAAAGAAAGGAUUCAUAGUACCUCUAGUAGUUCUACUAACCUUGACUCAUCUAACGAUAUACUCGGAGAUGUACUUAAUUCUAUAGAGAAUAAGUUGGGUUUAGCUGCUAUAGAGAAUGGACAACUGCAAGAUGGUUUGAACUUACUGAGAUCUGCAGCAAAUCGUAGCUAUGCACCUGCUCUAUAUAACUUGGCAAUAUGUUAUGAAAUGGGUAUGGGUGUCAUUGCUGAUGAGAAGAUGGCGAUGGAGUUGUACAGAUCUGCUGCUGCACUUGAGCAUCCUGGGGCAUUAUACAAUCUUGGAAUUUAUUAUGGUCAAGGUCGCGGUGGACUUCCUCGUGACACUGUCACAGCCACGCGCCUAUUACGACUUGCAGCAGUGCAGGGCCAAAAGGAAGCAAUCGCAGCUCUUAAAUCUUUAAAUAUUGACACCCAAGAACCUUCACAUAACAAAACUAGUCACCAAUGGUUUUGCAAUCCAGGUGAUUCUCUACAUGACAAUAUUGUACCCAUACCUACUACACUUUUUGUUGAAAAUGUUAAUUAUUGUCCUAAGAAUAUAGAUGCAACUGUUUAUUAGUAAUUAAUGUUUUAAGUUGCCAUUAUAAUAAAAUAUGGGAAUGGUUUAAUUGGAUUGUUUUAUGCAGUUUAUUUCCAUUAAUUUGAAUUAUAUGUGUAAGUGUAGGUUUAAGAAUAACAGAUCUUCAUGGUUCUGUAUUAAACUAUGUAACAAAGUUCAAGCAACAAAUAUGUUCAUCUCAAAUUUUAUUGAAGUGUUUAGCUAUCUAGUUUUAAAUAUUAUUAACUGGUAUUGAUAAUAACCUCCUGAAGUUAGACACCCAUUUCUUCCUAGCUACGUCGUUAUGUCGGUAAGUGUAUCGAAAGAAAGCCAUACACAUUUUGUUCGCAAUGUCAUCUGAUGUGUCGAGCAUACCUCAAAGUCAUGAAUGCCUUAAUCUUCUAUAUUUUUUAAAGAUUUUUAAUUAAUGAAUAAGCAUUAGAAAAUAAAAAUUCAAAGAGAAUACGUUUGAUUUUAUUACU
This is a messenger RNA of Diatraea saccharalis (sugarcane borer), 1683 nucleotides long. The record is from the annotation of a GenBank genome assembly. NCBI's taxonomy places the organism in Eukaryota, Metazoa, Arthropoda, Insecta, Lepidoptera, Crambidae.